Messenger RNA from Perognathus longimembris pacificus (Pacific pocket mouse), 3426 nucleotides. RefSeq names its product adaptor related protein complex 2 subunit beta 1 (gene Ap2b1). Gene Ontology annotation, molecular function: clathrin binding. Gene Ontology annotation, biological process: vesicle-mediated transport; intracellular protein transport. The transcript has 22 exons. NCBI's taxonomy places the organism in Eukaryota, Metazoa, Chordata, Mammalia, Rodentia, Heteromyidae. The record is from RefSeq and is a predicted model, not a curated record. Bases 178 to 3033 code for a protein of 951 amino acids. Gene Ontology annotation, cellular component: clathrin adaptor complex; membrane coat.
GACGUCAAGGUUUCCGGCCCACCAUCUUUGUGCCUGGCAAAUUGGGUUUUGCGCAGUGGAGACCUAAAGAAAGAAUCGUGACGGGCAGGAAACCAUUACAACCGCUCCCUGGCUGUGCUCUCUGACUGCUGCCGCCACCUCGCCCUCGCCUCAGGUGCACAUUAAAGAUCCAAAAUCAUGACUGACUCCAAAUACUUCACCACCAAUAAAAAGGGGGAAAUCUUUGAAUUAAAAGCUGAACUCAAUAAUGAAAAGAAAGAAAAGAGGAAGGAAGCUGUGAAGAAAGUCAUUGCUGCUAUGACUGUGGGGAAAGAUGUGAGCUCUCUCUUUCCAGAUGUAGUGAACUGUAUGCAGACUGACAACCUGGAACUAAAGAAGCUUGUCUAUCUCUACUUGAUGAACUACGCCAAGAGUCAGCCAGACAUGGCUAUCAUGGCUGUUAACAGCUUUGUGAAGGACUGUGAAGAUCCCAAUCCUUUGAUUCGGGCCUUGGCAGUCAGAACCAUGGGGUGCAUCCGGGUGGACAAGAUUACAGAAUAUCUCUGUGAGCCCCUCCGCAAGUGUUUGAAGGAUGAAGACCCCUAUGUUCGGAAAACGGCAGCAGUCUGUGUGGCAAAACUCCAUGAUAUCAAUGCCCAAAUGGUGGAAGAUCAGGGAUUUCUGGAUUCUCUACGGGAUCUCAUAGCGGAUUCAAAUCCAAUGGUGGUGGCUAAUGCUGUAGCAGCAUUGUCUGAAAUCAGUGAGUCUCAUCCAAACAGCAACUUACUCGAUUUAAACCCACAGAAUAUUAAUAAGCUGCUGACAGCCCUGAAUGAGUGCACUGAAUGGGGUCAGAUUUUCAUCCUGGACUGCCUGUCGAAUUACAACCCUAAAGAUGACCGGGAAGCUCAGAGCAUCUGUGAGCGGGUAACUCCCCGGCUAUCACAUGCCAACUCAGCAGUGGUGCUUUCAGCAGUAAAGGUCCUAAUGAAAUUUCUAGAGUUGCUACCCAAGGACUCUGACUACUACAAUAUGCUGCUGAAGAAGUUAGCGCCUCCACUUGUCACUCUGCUGUCUGGAGAGCCGGAAGUACAAUAUGUCGCCCUGAGGAACAUCAAUCUCAUUGUUCAGAAAAGGCCUGAAAUCUUGAAGCAGGAAAUCAAAGUCUUCUUUGUGAAGUACAAUGAUCCUAUCUAUGUUAAACUAGAGAAGUUGGACAUCAUGAUUCGUCUGGCAUCACAAGCCAACAUUGCUCAGGUUUUAGCAGAACUGAAGGAAUAUGCCACUGAGGUGGAUGUUGACUUUGUCCGCAAAGCUGUUCGAGCCAUUGGACGAUGUGCCAUUAAGGUAGAGCAAUCUGCAGAACGCUGUGUAAGCACAUUGCUUGAUUUAAUCCAGACAAAAGUAAAUUAUGUGGUCCAAGAGGCAAUUGUUGUCAUCAGGGACAUCUUCCGCAAAUACCCCAACAAGUAUGAAAGUAUCAUUGCCACACUCUGUGAAAACUUAGACUCCCUAGAUGAGCCAGAUGCUCGAGCAGCUAUGAUUUGGAUUGUGGGAGAAUAUGCUGAAAGAAUUGACAAUGCAGAUGAGUUACUAGAGAGCUUCUUGGAGGGUUUUCAUGAUGAAAGUACUCAGGUGCAGCUUACUCUUCUUACUGCCAUAGUGAAGCUGUUCCUCAAGAAGCCAUCAGAAACUCAGGAGCUGGUCCAGCAAGUUUUAAGUUUGGCCACACAGGAUUCUGAUAAUCCUGACCUUCGAGAUCGGGGCUACAUCUAUUGGCGCCUUCUCUCGACUGAUCCUGUGACAGCCAAAGAAGUAGUCUUGUCUGAGAAGCCCCUGAUCUCUGAAGAGACAGACCUCAUUGAGCCAACUCUACUGGAUGAACUUAUCUGCCACAUUGGUUCUUUGGCCUCUGUAUACCAUAAACCUCCCAAUGCAUUUGUGGAAGGGAGUCAUGGGAUCCAUCGCAAACACUUGCCAAUUCAUCAUGGGAGCACUGAUGCAGGUGACAGCCCUGUUGGCACCACCACUGCAACAAACCUGGAGCAGCCUCAGGUUAUCCCCUCUCAAGGAGAUCUUCUGGGGGAUCUUUUAAAUCUUGACCUCGGUCCCCCUGUCAAUGUGCCACAGGUGUCAUCCAUGCAGAUGGGAGCUGUGGAUCUCUUGGGAGGUGGACUAGAUAGCCUGCUUGGCAGUGACCUUGGCGGGGGCAUUGGAGGAAGUCCGGCAGUAGGACAGUCCUUUAUCCCAUCAUCAGUGCCUGCAACCUUUGCUCCUUCACCUACUCCUGCUGUGGUCAGCAGUGGUCUCAAUGACCUCUUUGAACUCUCCACGGGGAUAGGCAUGGCACCUGGUGGAUAUGUGGCUCCUAAGGCUGUCUGGCUACCUGCAGUGAAGGCUAAGGGCUUGGAGAUUUCAGGAACAUUCACUCACCGUCAAGGGCACAUCUAUAUGGAAAUGAACUUCACCAAUAAAGCUCUGCAACAUAUGACAGACUUUGCAAUCCAGUUCAACAAGAAUAGCUUUGGUGUCAUUCCAAGCACUCCUCUGGCCAUCCAUACCCCACUAAUGCCAAACCAGAGCAUUGAUGUCUCCCUGCCUCUCAACACCUUGGGCCCCGUCAUGAAGAUGGAACCUCUGAAUAAUCUGCAGGUGGCUGUUAAAAACAAUAUUGAUGUCUUCUACUUCAGCUGCCUCAUCCCACUCAAUGUGCUCUUUGUAGAAGAUGGUAAAAUGGAGCGCCAGGUCUUCCUUGCAACAUGGAAGGAUAUUCCUAAUGAAAACGAACUCCAGUUUCAGAUUAAGGAAUGCCAUUUAAAUGCUGAUACUGUUUCCAGCAAGUUGCAAAACAAUAAUGUCUAUACUAUUGCCAAGAGAAAUGUAGAAGGGCAAGACAUGCUGUACCAAUCCCUGAAGCUCACUAAUGGCAUUUGGAUUUUGGCCGAGCUGCGUAUUCAGCCAGGAAACCCUAACUACACGCUGUCGCUGAAGUGUAGAGCUCCUGAAGUCUCCCAGUACAUCUAUCAGGUCUACGACAGCAUUUUGAAAAACUAAUAAACUGAUCCAGUAACCCCAGCCACCCUGUGAUCGGUGCAGACCAAGAACUCUUAACUGGAAAGACAUUGUACUGUUGUGUAGAAUUUUAACCCAGUCAAUCAUACUGCAGCCACCCACCCAGGUAGUGACCAGUCUACCCUGUGCUGACAUUAAGCAUAUCCUGUUAGAUAGUUUUUAGCUUCCUGUGAACAUUUGUAGCCACUACUUCAGUCACUUCUCACCUCUGCUCCUCUCCAUCCUUGCUUAUGAGCUUUUCCAGGCUGUACCAAAUGGCUAGCUUUUUCUACACCUCUUUUGAGGGUAGUUUGAUAUUUUGUAAUUGAAAGCUCAUUUCAAAAGCAGACAGGACAAUGAAUAUUAAAGCAAGGAAAAGUGUCACUGAAACAUAAA